UUUAAGGUUAAGUUUAGCAUUUAUAUUUUAUUAAUAAAGUAAACUUUAUUUAAAUUUCUAAAUUAUGCAACUCAAAAUGAAUAAAACUAAUUUUAAUAUAAAUAAAAUUAAACAAAUUUUGCUUGAUGAGAACUCAUUUAUCACAAAUGUAUUUUCUAAAGUUGAUCUUCCAAGUCAAAACAGAGAUGAUGAUGAAAUUCCCGCUGAAUCAAAAGUCGGAAAAAAUAAACUUUUAAAAGCCACAUCUUCAAAAGGACUUAAAGCAUCUCGAGCAAAAAGUUUGGAAGAGUUGCAAGCACGUUUGAGUUUAAAAAAAAAGAAAACAUUCACAUAUAAAGAUAAAUUAUCCAAAAAGGCGUUACGAACACAUAUAAAGAAAAAGAUUAAAAAAGGAGAAAGAUUGAAUACUAAAACAGUAAAAGUACCUAAAGCAGGAGAAAGUGAAGUUAAAUCAGAAGAAAAUGAUGACACUGAAAAGAAUAUUAAGCCAUCGAAACCUGUAUUUAAUAGUCAAGGCAAAAUGGUCUUUUCAAAGUUUGACUUUUCGGAUGCAAAUAAUAAGAAAUUCAAAAAGAAGGCUGAGAAUGACCCGCAGAAGAUACUUGAAAAAUUAAAUAAAAAUAAAGAAAAACUAGAAGAAUUGAAGUCUCAAGGAGAUGUUGAAAAAGCGCAAGAAUUAAAAGAAAAAUUAGCCUGGAAAGCUGCAUUAGCUAAAGCAGAUGGACAAAAAGUAAGGGACGACCCUGACUUAUUGAAAAAAUCAGUUAAAAAACAAGAACAAAUUAAAAGAUCCAGUGCCAAAAAAUGGCAAGCUAGGAAAGAAGGAGUUAAAAAGGCACAGGAAGAGAGACAAAAGAAACGAGAAGCAAAUAUAAAUAAAAGAAAAGAUGAUAAGAAAAAUAAAAAAUUAAAAAAGGCAGUUAAAAGAGGCAGAGUAAUACCAGGUUUUUAAUUCUUAGAUAUUUGUGUUUAAAUUUAUUUAGGUUUAAAUAAAAUUCAUAUAAAAAUCAUUAUGAGCUCACACUGAAUAUAUUU
Messenger RNA from Ctenocephalides felis (cat flea), 1035 nucleotides. Its product is annotated as surfeit locus protein 6 homolog. The record is from RefSeq and is a predicted model, not a curated record. Gene Ontology annotation, cellular component: nucleolus. NCBI's taxonomy places the organism in Eukaryota, Metazoa, Arthropoda, Insecta, Siphonaptera, Pulicidae. Gene Ontology annotation, biological process: ribosomal small subunit biogenesis; ribosomal large subunit biogenesis. Gene Ontology annotation, molecular function: RNA binding; DNA binding.